Rhodotorula toruloides NP11 is the source of this 954-nucleotide messenger RNA. Its product is annotated as RNA binding motif protein X-linked 2. Gene Ontology annotation, molecular function: RNA binding. Gene Ontology annotation, biological process: mRNA splicing, via spliceosome. The record is from RefSeq and is a predicted model, not a curated record. The coding region runs from base 1 to 954 and encodes 317 amino acids. Lineage: Eukaryota; Fungi; Basidiomycota; Microbotryomycetes; Sporidiobolales; Sporidiobolaceae. Gene Ontology annotation, cellular component: precatalytic spliceosome; U2 snRNP; catalytic step 2 spliceosome. The transcript is spliced from 3 exons.
AUGAACCAGAUUCAGGCCAUCAAACGGAUCAACGAGCAGGAGUUGCAGUCGGGGAGCACAGCAAGCUGGCAUGACCAGUACAAGGACUCGGCCUACAUCAACGUCGGCGGGUUGCCCUACAACUUGACAGAGGGCGACGUGAUCACCAUCUUCUCGCAGUACGGCGAGAUCGUCGACAUCAACAUGCCGCGGGAUCCGCAGACGGGCAAGCCGCGAGGAUUCGCCUGGCUCAUGUACGCCGACCAGCGCUCGACGGUUCUUGCGGUCGACAACCUCAACGGAGCGCAGGUGCUUGGGCGAACGCUCAGGGUGGACCACGUCCUCAACUACAAACAGAUCGAGCGCGAUCAGGAAUCAGGCAAGAUGAAGGAGCGCGACGAGCAGAGUCUCGCCGCACACCCCGAAAAGUUCAUCGCCAAGCCCUCUGCCUCAGACGCUGAAGACAGCGAUUCCUCCCACCCUUCUAUCGACCCCGACGAUCCCAUGCGUGAUUAUCUCAUCUCGGAGAAGCGCAAGUCGAAGAAGCGACGAGCUGGGUCAGAGGGAGAGUCGAAGGAGGAGAAAAGGAGGCGGAAGGAGGAGAGGCGGAGGAUUCGCGAGGAGAGGGAGAGGAGGAAGGAAGGGCGCAGGGCGAUCGAGGGCGACUCGUCGAGCGGCAGGCGACGAGAGGACGACGGACGUCGAUUGGACGACCCACGCAGGCGGGAAGGCGACUGGGAAAGGGAGCGAGGUGGACAUGGCGACCGGCGACGGGACGAGCGCGACUUUGACGACCGGCGGCGAGAGUCGGACAGGCGACGAGGCGACUAUGACGACCGAAGAAGGCGCGACGACAGGGAUCGUGACUACCGGCGGCGAGAUGAGCGAGAGGAACGGGAGGACAGGCGAGGUGGAGGAGGGAAGGCGUCUGGCGGAGAUGCUUUCGCAGAUCUGGAGAAGUGGGUGCGCGGUUGA